AGCGAAACAACGAUUGCUAGCAACCCGCGUAAUCUGGGAAGAAAUCGAAAAACUGAAGGAAAGAAAGAGAGAAGUGGGGGGAGGGGGGUAUUUCCUCGAUUCCCGACUUGCAACAAAACUGAACGAUCGAGCGUGAUUCUGACGGACAUUGCGAGACAAAAUGGAAAAUAGGAGACUGCAGAAGGAGUUGAUGUCUUUAAUACGCGAGCCUCCACCAGGUGUGCACGUAGAUGGAGAACUGGCUGGGCAGAAUUUGACACAGUGGAUCAUCCACAUGGAAGGUGCUAAAGGCACCCUAUACGAAGGGGAACAAUUUCAGCUCCAAUUUAAGUUCAGUUCUAAAUAUCCGUUUGACUCACCAGAAGUGACUUUCAUUGGUGGAAAUAUACCUAUACAUCCACAUGUCUACAGCAAUGGUCAUAUUUGUUUAUCCAUAUUAACAGAGGAUUGGUCUCCUGCUUUGAGUGUGCAAAGCAUCUGCCUGAGUAUCAUUUCCAUGCUAAGCAGCUGUAAAGAGAAGAAGAGACCACCUGACAAUACAUUUUAUGUGAAAACUUGCAACAAGAAUCCAAAAAAGACAAAAUGGUGGUAUCAUGAUGACAGUGUCUAAUAUUGAAGAUGGUGCAAAAAUCUUUGUCAGCUUGUCAACAUUGGAUUGUUGGACCAAGUGGGAUAACAUCCAAAUGGAACCUGAUGCAUUAAAUCAAUAGAAUUUUACAAUAUUAUAUAGUCAAUAUAACAAGAAAUUAGACACUUUUAAAAAAAGACACAAGGCUACAAUUUACUUAUUAUAAUUAUAGAAUUAAUGUAAACUGUACGAGUUGUUUAAUCAUAAAUUAUUGCAAUGUUGCUGAUAGUAAAGCGUAUUUAUAGUUACAUUGAAUUAUUAUCAGAUCAGUAAAUCAAUACUAAAACGAGAGGUAUUAUUUAUUAAUAUAGAUAAAGUUUUCUCUCUUGUUACUCCAAAUUUAAGGAGAUUGCUGAUGUAUGUUAAUAAAAUCAUUGAAUAAAUUUAGAAAUCAUAAAAUUAUAUGGUAAAUAUCUGCAUAUAUUAUAUAAUUGCUAUAUUCUAACGAUUUAGUUUCUGCUGUUUUUACCAAAAAUCAAAUAUUAAUUUAUAAUGAGCGAAUAAAUUGUAUAAAAACAAAUUUUACUUAAAAUUCAGUGAUAAAGACUACUUUAUUAUGCAUUAACUUCCUUUUACAAUAAUGUGAUUAAAAAUAACAUAGUUUUGCUUUUUAAAUAAGCUUUUUUUUAUUAAACUGUUGUUUUUAAUACAUUCCCAUUGCAUUUAUUUGUUUCUUUUAGGCUUCUUGAGGCUAUAUCACUUAGAUUAUAUCAAAACUGUGUAUUUAAUAAAGUACAUAUAUUUAAACAAUUACAGUGAGAAUUGAUAUAUAAUAACUCAUAUAUAUUAAACUUUUUAUCGAUAGCACUUACAAAAAAUAAAGUUGAUUUUUAUUUAAAUACAUAUGAAGAAACAUUUAUUGUCAUAAUACGUAAAAUCCUUCAAAAAAUUUGGAAGCUCUGUAAAAGUUCAAUAUAUAUACAAACAAAAUUCGUUAGCUAUUAUUCAACAUAAAAUAGGAUGUUAUUCAAAGUAAUAUAUAAUAUGUGAGAUUAAUUAAUGGCAUUGCAAUAUUAUUAAUAAAAUUGGCAUACAGUCUAAUGUUUCUAAAUUUUUGUGUCACAUAAUCUCUCAUUACUUAUAUUAGGUGGUAAAACUUUGUACAUUUAAAAAUGUAAAUGUUAAACGUGAUAUUAAAUUUCUUAAUAACA
Molecule: messenger RNA, 1779 nt
Organism: Solenopsis invicta (red fire ant)
Lineage: Eukaryota; Metazoa; Arthropoda; Insecta; Hymenoptera; Formicidae
Product: ubiquitin-conjugating enzyme E2 W
Exons: 4
Coding region: 161-610 (149 amino acids)
Source: RefSeq, a predicted model, not a curated record